CCCCUCUUUCUCCCUCCUGUAGGCUACUACCACUACAGCACCACUACAGCUGCUAACUGCUGGUGCUGCACGCCAUCGUCCACCCGACACACACACACCUCCCGCCUCCUUGUCUCUUCUACUCGUCAGUGCUUUUUUGGCCCGUGUGCCUCUCUUUUCUUCCAACCUCCCCCUCCCCUCCCUCGACUCGAACCUCGAUUCUCUAUUCCUUUGGAUUUCUGGUUGCCCAACAGCGCAUUUGCAAACUCCACGAUACCCGCCCUACGCGAGACCAAGCUUGCCGUUUGCCAAAUCCCACCUUGCCUCGUGCUCUCCUUCGAUACCACCUCACACCGACCUUAUAUCCCGCCAACUGCUCCUCUGGACAUGACAACGCUGCACUGACAGUUGCUCCCAAUACCACUCACCAGCGACAGCUUCGAUUUUCUUGCGUUGUGUUUCUUGAUACUGUUUUCUUCUGGAACUGCUGCCGCCUCGCCAGCUAGCUACAACAGCUGUAGCUACACCUGCAAUCCUCGGCUCCAUACCCACCUCGGCGCACAUUUGCCUACCAACAGCGGCAGUAACAGCUCUUUCUUGUCUCUCAAAUACAGUCAAGCGCUCACGCCUAGAUAUACGGCUCCUCCAGCAGCAGCAAUUAUAGUCGAUAAUACCCUCCGAAGAAUGUCCUAGCAACGAUCAACCCUGUGCACCCGCUUUCCUCGCUAAGAAGAGCGCAUUUCAUCUCUAGGCCCGCAGUUUGGCACCGCAGCCAUGCGGAUGCCCGUAGCCGCCAAAAAGGCAUCCCACGAAGCAAUUGCUACCCCCAGGCCCCCUAAUCCGUCUACCCGCAAGCUCAACGAAUCCGACACUUGGAACUCGGGCAUUGACGAGCCUUCUUCUGGUCGGGAUGGCAGGCAGUUUGCCGUCGCCAAUGUCGGCAACAAUGGUCGCAUCUAUUUAAGGCCCUCCGUGCGUUCGGGAACACGCCGUUAUCCUAUGCGGCAACCACUUGCUUCGGAUUCUCCGCAAAGCAACGCCGCCUCGUCCUCCGAAUCAAAGCGAACUAAUACUAGCAGCACAAAAGCAGCCCCAAGCUCAUAUAAGCCGCCACAAGCAAGCAAGAGGUUUCACUUCAGUGAUGUGCGAAAUCUCGCUCGACCGACGCGGCAUCGCAGAGCGCUCUCCGAUAGCACCAUUUGCGAGGGCUCAACCCGUGGGUUAGAUGCUGAGAUGUCCACCCCCGCUUCAGCAAAUGGGCCUCGUCCGCGCACCACAGAGGACCUCGAUGCCGCCACCAGCCCUGUUCUCAAUAUCAAUAUCCCAUCCUGGAGACUGGGUACACCCCGAUUUUCGGUCCGCGGCACCCCCUUCAUCAGAGCUUCCUCGUACGCCCCAACUGAAGAUGUUCGGUCCAGUCGAGGUUCAGUGUUGAAUCGGCGUUCAUACGACCAGGGUGCAGUUCCUACCUCCUUCACAUGGAGACCAAUGGAUCCCUCCCUUGAAAAUGAUUCAAAGAGCCGGUUACAAGCAGAGCGCCUCAUGAGGACAUUGCCUACUGCUGCUUCAACCCCAAACGACUCAGUAGAUCCAAGUAUAUUUAAUGCUCUCACUUUCAAACCGACGUGUGAUGAUGCAACAAUCGUCAGAUAUGCUCAAAAUACGGACUCAGUUACAGCUGCUACACCACCCCGCCUUGUAGCUGAGAUUACUUCACCAACUUUCCUCGAUUAUGAAUUGAUUUCCGACUUCUUCCUUACAUAUCGCUCCUUCCUACCAUCAGAUCACCUAGCAAGGAUGCUCUUUGCCAGAAUGAGAUGGUCAUUGGCAAGGAGAGAUGAAGUUGGCAUGAUUGUCCGCGUGCGAACCUUCGUUGCCGUCAGACACUGGAUCCUCAACUACUUCAUGGACGAUUUUGUCAUGGACUACGACUUACGUGUCGCUUUUUGCCGAAUGAUGAAUGAAAUCGUCGAAGAUCUUUCCGAUGAUCCCAAAGUACGAAAGGUGCAGCUCAACGUUAUCAGUGAGCUGAAAAAGUGCUGGCGGCGGAUAUGUGCUCAGUACUGGGACAUGCCCAACUAUGGUGAAGCGGUUAGUCCCGAGGUCACCAUCACUCCAGGCGGAAUCGCUGGAAACCGUGAUCCUGGUUUAGAUCCUUCAUACUGGGAAACCCAGGGACUUUCACCUCCUCAAAUGUCCCCAUUGCUUUUCAACGGAGGGUUCAAUGCUGACACCGGUGCUGAAACACCUCGACCAGCACAAGUUGGUGAUUUCGUUGUAUUCGGUGAUCAUUCGAUGACUCCAGCGCGACGAAGAAGUGACGACGAUAAAACAGUCAGCCCUGUGUCUGUUCGAAGCUCAGGGAGUGCUGAUGCUCGUGCUGGCGUAUUGAUGAGCAAGAGCUCUAAGAGCGACGGUUUGAAGCUUGUAACGCAGCCUCAUUCACACCAACAUCCAGGAGCCGUUUCGCCAAGUACUAAGCAAAGUCCUGCUCCAAUGCGUACAAUGAGUCGUAAUGGUCAUGGACACAAACGGAGCAACAGCAUGAGCGAGUCGCUACGACAGCAUGACCGAGAAUACCUCACCACAGCACCAUCUAUGGGCAGCCUCGUCCGUGGAAAUAUUCUACCUCCAGGGCACUCUUAUGUUGAAGAUCCGGCCCAUGACUACAACGCGCUCAAUAUCAAUGGCCCCCGUCAAACGACAAUGUUCAACACACAGAGCCGGACAGUGGUGGCUAAGGAGCGUUCAUUAGCUGGUGCCAUGUCGGCAUCAGGCAUGAAGCGACUAGUAAAUAGCGUUCGACGGGCUCUUACAUCCCGUGGUCCAGUCACGUCCCCUACACAGGCGAACUUUAUCAGGAUAUCGCCUGUUGACCGGCGUGUGAUGAUAUCGAAUGCCUUGCCUAGCUCCGCUCUCGUUCCACAAGAUGCCCGCAGACAAAAUGGUAAUCGGCCACCAGUCCGAAUCGACUUAUUGGGCGCCGAAGUUGCCGAAGAUUUCAAAAAUGCUAUUCGAGAAGGUCAAGAUGCGGAGAAUCUUGCAAGAUUAAACGAGGUUGGCGAGCAAGGCACAAUCAACAUCGCGUAUGAUGGAGGUGCCUCGCCGCUAAUACCACCACCAGCAAGCGAUGCAGGAAUGACUAUUAAUAGCCAAUCUAUAAUCAUUAUGGACGGCACAGGUGAGGCUACUCUGCCUGGUCUUCUUCACUCUGGUCGACAUCUCACGCCAUCCAUGGAAACAUAUACCGAAACAUAUAUGCUUGCCGGCGGCGACCCUACUCCCCCAAACACACCACCAGCCCCGUAUUCGAGAGACACACCAAGACGAUCAUCAUAUUUAUUGAACCAACAUGUUCUCCAAGCUUCACGAUCAGAGCCUAUGCCAGUUCCAGUGAUGCCAAAUUUGGAUGAGAAGCUACGCGAGGCUGACACUAUGAAAAAUCCAGUGGCGACUCUUGGGCCUGGAGACAGCGCACCUAAAGCUGCAGAGGCUAUGUUCCGAACACAUCGCCGCUUUGCAUCCUCAAGAACACAGCAAUCGCUCAGUUCCAUUAUGCAUCGACGCUACAGCAGCGGAGUCGUACAGUCCGUACAAAGCUUCGAUCCAGCCACUGAGUCCGACUUUUCUAUUAUGGAUGGCGAUGAUUCCGAUAGUGCAGUGCCUGGCCCUCUCCGGGUUUUGCGUAGAAGACCUGGCGGGGAUUUAAAGACUGCCCGGAACAUUGGAGAUCUUCAGCACCGUCUCCUGAGGAAAUCUCAGUCUGUUGGUUCAUUUGUCACUUACACUGAAUCUAUACGGUCAAGCUUCAUUGGCUAUGGUAACGAGAUACCAAACUCGCUCAUUCUAGGCGAUGAUACUGUCAAGCUUCAGCCUGCCGUCUUCUCGGUUGGCCAAAUGACGAAGAAACUGGAGCCCCAAGUGCCUGACGAUGGGGCGGACGACUCAUUCCAAGAGGCACAGACAAGCGGCCCAGUUCGUAAAUCGUUUGAAGCGGAGGCUCAACGGCUCGCCCAAAUUACGGACGACGAUGAAGACGGUGGUAUCGAGUCAGCCCUCCUAAAACUUGAAGGCAAAUACGAUAAGAAUGCUCGAAAACACGACCAUCACGCAUCAGGUAGCGAAGAGAUUAGCAUUGAGCGUCUAGGACAAGCACUGCAACAUUUAGCUGGUGGUCAUGAAGAAGCCUUUCCAUCUGAGGAGCCUCUCUCAAGCGCCGAACCCGCAGCUGAGGAGGAGCCCAUCGAAGCGGUGACUGAUGAAAAGCCUGUCGCAGCAGAAUCGUUUCUCUACGACGAAUCGAUUGCGUCAUCUGCCAACGUCGCCCCAAUGGCCGACUCAAUUAAUCACGCACCUACAGGUAAUGCUGGGGAGCAAUGGCAAGACCGAUCAGUGCUUUGCGACGGUGUGGAAUCAUCUGUAGCCGAUGAUGAACUUGAUCAACACGGCCAACAUGGUGAGCAAGAGUUGUUCUAUCUAAGCCCUGCCGUGUACAAUCCGAACGCUCCUAAUCGCGCAGCUAUGGCGAGUAUUGCAAUUGACAAGGAAUCUGAUACUCAGACUUUCUUGGACGACAAGAGCAUCUCGGAGAGCGAGCUUUCAUCAGAAAUGUCGCAAGAAGACCAGCAUACCACCAACUCCUUUCAUGCAAGUGGCUAUCUUUCUAGCCCAGAACUUCCAUCACACCCUAUGGCGGAUCCAGUCCCAGAGACAUUGUUGGCUUCUCCUUCGUCCCCACUCACUACUCCUCGGCAGGCUGUAGCACCGACUAUGGAAGGGCCUCUGUCAGCUAAGCCAUCAACAGCAGUGUUGCUACCAACACCUGAUACCACUCCAACUGCGCCAUUCACACAAACUCUUCCAACUCCAACGUUAUACCCGUCAUCCAGAACUAUGGAAACGCCACGUGCUGCACCAGCUCCACCGGCCGGUGACAGCUUAAGGAAAUAUUCAGUUCACUUGCCGUUUAUCCUUGCUUUUGACUCUGAUAUCUUAGCACAACAAUUCACUCUCAUCGAGAAAGACGCUUUGAUCGAGAUUGACUGGAGAGAUCUGAUCGAUAUGAGCUGGAAGAAUGCAGCCAGCGGAAGCUCACGAUCAUGGGUCGACUUCCUUCGCAACAGUAAUGCACAUGGCGUCGAGGUAGUCAUUGCAAGAUUCAAUAUCAUGGUCAAGUGGGCAAUCUCCGAGAUUGUGUUAACCCAGCACAUUGAAGAGAGAGCCCGCUGUAUUAUCAAAAUGAUUCACAUUGCAAUGCAUUGCAGAAGAUACAGAAACUUUGCAACCAUGGCCCAGUUGGCUGUUGCUUUGACAAGCAAUGAAGUUGCCAAGCUAACCAAAACGUGGGAAAUGGUGCCAAUGCAGGAUAUGAACACGCUCGAGACGCUCGAGAACCUUAUUACGCCUUCCAGAAACUUUUACAAUCUUCGCGCUGAAAUGGAAACUGGCACAGAUGUCGCUUGUAUCCCCUUUGUUGGCAUUUACACACAUGACCUACUUUUCAACGCACAGAAGCCGUCCGAGAUUGCCAGCUCGCCAACCUCCCUACCACUAGUCAAUUUUGAGCGCUGCCGCGCAGCAGCAUCAGUUGUCAAGAUACUACUCCGUCUUUUAGAAGCGAGCACACAUUACUCAUUUCAACCACUGGAAGGCAUUACUGAGAGAUGCCUCUGGGUCGGUGCGUUGGGAGACGAAGACAUCCGUCGCCGAUCAGAAGCCCUUGAAUGAUUUGCUUGCUGUACUGCUGGCGUUCCCACAGGCUGCACUUUGACGAUACCCUCAUUUUCUUGUUUUUUCACAUUACGUUGUUUCUUUCGUUUUGGUCCCCCUGUAUUCGCUGUUUAUUCUCAUGUUUUUACGUGACCGCCUGCAUCGCCUCUGAAUGCUAGGCCCUUACACACACAUCGCAUCACAGGCGCAGAUUUAGCAUAUGCUCUCUUUUUGUUUGUUAUCCGCACGAGCAAGGUUGACAAAGUGGAAUUGGCUUCUGUAUAUAGAGCUCACAGUAUGUAUAUUUAGCGAACCAUUUCUCAAGGCAAAAUAGUACUACCUGCUCACAUCAUCGAGCCUACAAAGAAAAUCUUCUAGUAUUGAGUUACUGUCCACUUCAAGUUUAAUGUUUAUGAUGACUUGUCACUUAGAAGGAUUGGGUCCAUGUUUUCAGAAAAGGUAUUAUCAUUU
Messenger RNA from [Torrubiella] hemipterigena, 6159 nucleotides. The record is from the annotation of a GenBank genome assembly. Lineage: Eukaryota; Fungi; Ascomycota; Sordariomycetes; Hypocreales; Clavicipitaceae.